This is a messenger RNA of Passer domesticus (house sparrow), 5199 nucleotides long. RefSeq names its product solute carrier family 2 member 11 (gene SLC2A11). The coding region runs from base 956 to 2446 and encodes 496 amino acids. Gene Ontology annotation, biological process: monosaccharide transmembrane transport. Gene Ontology annotation, molecular function: hexose transmembrane transporter activity. Lineage: Eukaryota; Metazoa; Chordata; Aves; Passeriformes; Passeridae. The transcript is spliced from 12 exons. The record is from RefSeq and is a predicted model, not a curated record. Gene Ontology annotation, cellular component: plasma membrane.
UGUUCAGGUGCAGGAAAACCUGAAUAGGGACAAAGAGGCAUUUAAAAACAUUUCACUUAUUUCAAACUCUCUGAAAUCUGUCAGGGCCCUCACAAAUCUCACUCUGCAGGAUGAAAGGAUGUUAAAAGGGUGAUUACUCCUGGAGGCCAGAUAUUUUGUGAAGCAGCAGCUUUAAUGAUACUGCUGGCAGUGCAAUAUGCCUCCAUCUCCAUCUCUGGGAUUCAUAAGGAUUCAGCAUUUCCCACUGCCAGGGAGUGCCUUUCUGCUCUACAGAAAGAAGCAAGGUUGUCACUGCUGUACCUGACAGGCGCUCUGAUUGUGGCUGUCUGCUCUGUGCCAGGCUAUGGGGAGGGAGCAGGAGCAGAGCUUUCUCUGCAUUUGUGCACAGCCUUUCCAGAAAUAGCUGCAUUGCCUGUCACCAGGACACAGACAGGAGCACAGGGAAAGGCUUGGAUAACCAGGGCUGAAGGGCUUGGGCUUCAUUCACUCCUGUCACUGAUGGCACCAAGGGAAACAGUCUGGUUUGUCCUUCAGAUCCUAGAUUGUGCGCCAGGACAAAUACAAUCAGGAAAAAAAAAAUGUAGUUCACUUCUGCUUUGAUCACACUAAAUCAGAGCAGUGAGAGUGGUAGCUGUGCCAGAUGCUCUGAGAAGGAAUUGAUGUUGUAAACCACGCUGCCCUUCUAGAGGGUUUGGACAGAUCUGGAUCUUAGAGAAUCAUUUCCCUGGACUGUCAUGGACUUUCAACAAAAUGAGUUGAACCGUCGUGCUAAUGAACAUGCAGCUCAGUUUUGGGAAUGUAAAUCAGCUGGCAAAACACCUGCCAAAUCAAGUGUCUUAUCCUAACGUAAUGGGUGACUAAAUACACAUUCCCAUGCUGGAGAUUUAAAUAAUCCUUCAGAGCACCGUGAGAGUACCAGAGGCUUUGGCAGACAGAGGAAAACCUACGAAAGAGGAUGAACAAGCUGCAGAGACUGCUUCAGAACAAGAUCCUGAUCCUGACCAUUUGUGCUGCUGGGAUUGGAGGCACGUUCCAGUAUGGCUACAACAUCUCCAUCAUCAAUGCCCCGGCCUCAUACAUCCAGGUGUUCAUGAACACGACCUGGCUGGAGCGCAUGGGCGUUCCCCUGCAGAGCAACGUGGUCCUGCUGCUCUGGUCCUUCACGGUCUCUGCCUACCCUCUGGGAGGCCUCACUGGGGCCGUGGCUGCUGGGCCCAUGGCCAUCAUGCUGGGCAGGAAGAUGUCCCUGCUGCUGAACAACGGCUUCGUGAUCAUAGCUGCAGCCUUGUCCGGGUGCAGCCGAAUGGCCAAAUCCUUUGAGAUGAUCAUGCUCAGCAGGUUUUUUACUGGCGUGAAUGCAGGUGUGAGCAUGAACAUUCAGCCCAUGUACCUGGCAGAGAGUGCCCCAAAGAAGCUCAGAGGAGCUGUGGCCUUGACCUCUGCAUCGUUUACAGCCCUGGGGCUGGUGCUGGGGCAGGUUGUUGGACUCAGGGAGCUCCUAGGAGGGGAGGAGAGCUGGCCAUUCCUUUUAGCAAGCAAUGUGGUUCCUGCCCUGAUCCAGCUCACAGCUCUGCCGUGGUUCCCUGAAAGCCCCAGAUAUCUCUUGAUUGACCGUGGAGACAAAGAAUCCUGCAUCUCUGCACUGCAGAAGCUCAGAGGCACCAGCGACCUGAGUGCAGAGCUGGAGGAGAUGCUGGCCGAGCAGGCUGCUGUGGCAGGCCAGAGAGCAAAGAGCCCGUGGGAGCUGCUGCAGAACGCAGCGCUGCGGUGGCAGCUGGCCAGCGUCGUGGUGCUGAGCAGCGCCAUGCAGCUCUGCGGCAACGACUCGAUGUAUUUUUAUGCAGCUUAUGUGUUCCAAGAGGCUGGAAUUCCUGAGGACAAAAUCCCCUAUGUUGUAAUCGGCACGGGAAGCUGUGAGCUGAUCACAUCUGUCACUUGUAACAUGAUCAUAGACUAUGCUGGUCGGAGGCCACUGCUGCUGGGGGGAUACAUCUUCAUGGCAGGAUGGGCCAUUGUCUUCAUGGUCGCUCUGAGCCAGCAGACUCAGAUUAGCUGGAUGCCUUAUCUCAGCAUGGCCUGCAUUUUCGCCUAUAUCCUGAGCUUUGGAAUCGGACCAGCUGGUGUAACAGGAGUUCUGCCCACAGAGGUUUUUGAUCAAAUGUCCCGACCAGCUGCUUACAUGAUCUGUGGCUCCCUGCUCUGGUUCAACCUGUUCCUGGUGGGAACAGCCUUUCCAUUCAUUGUGAAAAGUCUAGCACAUUUCUGCUACAUCCCAUUCCUUGUGGUCUGUGUCUGCACUGCCCUCUACGUUUGGUUUUUCCUUCCUGAGACAAAGGGAAAAUCCUUCCUGGAAAUCUCAGAGGAGUUCAGGAAACGGAACUUCAAAGCCAAGACCCAUGGAGGUUUCUAUAAAGGCCCUGAGGAGAUCAAAACCACCACGUUGUAGCAGAAGAAAGGAAGAUGGUAUCUGGGGGGAUCCUGCAGUGAAUUCAGCAGUGCUAUGUGCCCUUGCAGGGACACAAAGAGAGAAGAUAGUGUCAAUAUAUUAUUCUUGGGUUCUUAAGUUCACCUUGAAAAUAUAAACUUGAACUGAUAAAUCCAAGCAAAAGUUCAAUAAUCUGUUCUCAGCUUUUAGUACUGAGUAACACAUGCAUAUUUUAGAAUGCAUAUCUGAGAGUGACAGAAUGAUGCCUUAUUCUCUUAUCAUCAUACAACACCAUGUAAUGCUUUAGAAAAUUUCUUCAGAAUUUCUCCAAACAGUAACUUCCAUCUCAGGAGUCCUUCUUUCCUUGCCCCUGAAUCUGGGCUUUCUAACACAGAAAUUAAUGCGAUUAAAGUCUGUUUUCAGACACCAGAUGAAAUUUUCAGUACCUUGUCUUGGUGCUCCCGUUGUUUCUGUUAUUAAGUGAUUUCAAAUAGACCCCUGCUUGUUAAGCAAUAGUGAGCAGUUAAUUAUUUUCAGCUGUAAAAACAUGUGACAGAUGGAUUAGAAAGAAAGCCUCUAGUACUUGCUAAGUGGCUUAUUAUACAACAGACUUUUGGGCAUUGUUUUGCAGACUAUUUAUUCUGGACUGGUUUUCUUCAUGGCUUGUUUGCUGUCAUCCAGUCCUCUGUUGUGAAGCACAAGUGAUUCUCUGGUGCAGUUUGCUCUGCUCCCAGGGACACUGCUGGUGCAUCCUGUGGGGCUCUGCACCUGUGCUCUGCUGAGGUUAAAGGUGCUGAGGAGCUGCCAUGGCAGCAGCUGCAGGCCACAGCUCAAGGUUCUCUGCAGCAUGUCCGUGCUGCCUCUGUAGAGCACAUUGGCAAAGACCCAGAUGUGAGAGUGAUUCCUUUUGGUUAACCUGACACAGAACAGGGCACCUCCUCACUGAACAUGAACUUUCACAGGCAUUGGCCUGACUGUUAAGUUUCUUCUCAAAGUCAUAAUCAAGCCACCUCUUUUCUCUUGACUUGUAUGAAAGGCACAGCGCUGCUCAUGUUUACAACAAAGAAGAACACACACAUUUUCAAAAUAAAUAGGUAGAGUCUCUUUCAGUGCAUUUUGAAACUACAUUUUAAAGAAUAAUGCAGCAUUUUUGAAUAAAAAGACCACACAAAUUUCUGGAGUGUAUUAGUGUCAUGCUGGGCAUGAGUGGAGCAGGAAAUCUAUUUCUCAGAAGAGGAGUCUGUGCAAGAACUCUUUCACUACCCAAAGUUUAUAACAUAUGAAAAAUAAAAGUAAACUUUUUUCCUUUGUGGUUGGUGCUAUUUUAGAAGCCAUUAAUAUAUAGACAUGGGAAAGAGCAGCUACCUCUGCUCUUGGAAAACACUGAGAUUUUGAAGCAUGCAGGAUUUUGAGAUGAGACAAUCAAGAGCAGGACUCCCUAGAAUUGGGAACUGAAGAGAUACGUUACAUUGCUAUAGUUUGGAGAGAGCAGUGAGCAGCAGAUGGAAAGAGUGAAAAACAAAGUGAAAGCAAAAUUGCCACUACCAUCAUGAUGGUAGCAAAAUAUUCUGUAAUUCCUUUGUGAGGACCAGAGGAAGGACAAAAGUGGAACACAAAAGUGGAGACAAAAGUGGAGCACAGAGUGAAGAAGGGAAGUGGGUCAGUGGGGAGCAUGCAGGGGAGGAAGCAGGGAUGUCUUGUGGUGAAUGCCCCAAAUGUGAGGACACGAGGCCUGACUCCAUUUUCCUCAGAAGGCUGAUUUAUUAUGUUAUAUAUUAUAUUAAAAUACUACAUAAAAACUAUACUAAAAGUACAGAGAGAGAGGAAGGAUCAGAAGGCUACAAGAGAGAAUAGAAUAGAAUAGAAUAGAAUAGAAUAGAAUAGAAUAGAAUAGAAUAGAAUAGAAUAGAAUAGAAUAGAAUAGAAUGCAUAACAAAAAUCCUGUGACUGCUCACAGCCUUGGCACAGGUGGCUGUGAUUGGUCACUAAUUGAAAACAAUCCACAUGGAGCAAUGGAAGAUGCACCUGUUGCAUCCACAGUAGCACACAGUUAUUGUUUACAUUUCUUUCCUGAGGCUCUCAGCUCCUCAGGACGGGAAAAAUCCUAGGAAAGGAUUUUUCAUAAAAUAUCAUGGCUACAGGGAUGGACUGAGGAGACUGCCUGGGCAGAGGGAGAGGCCUGGAGCACACAGGUCAGAGAAGACAGAAGCCCUCCAGUGUCCAGAGGUGCUCCCCUUGGCCACUUCUGUUGCCACUCCCAUGAGUCAGGACUGUGCCUUUUCCCAGAGCCCUGCAAGGGCAGAGCCAUCUGCACCUGGCAGUAUGAAACAGGCUUGGGCAGAAAUUAUACACAUUUACACCUUUACCUGACUUCCUGACUUUUAGAGCCAGUCCUGUGAGUACCUCUGGCAGAAAACAUUAAUUCUAACUUCCAGCAUUUUUUCUGACUGUGGCCUGAAAUCAGGGGUCUCUAAACUGAUUAAGCAAACACAAACAGUGGUUACAUUUCAGUUGGUCUAAGUUGUUAAAUUUUAAUUGAAGCAUUUAACAAGUUGGUUAAUUGAUACUGAAUUAAAACACCUUCAACUGAGAAAUCUAUGACACUUGUUCACAUUUUCUUAUAUAACGCGUUAGGCAAAACCACAUUUUGAAGUGAUCCUCAGAGACUCACAGUUGAUAUUACUGUUUGCAAAUCAAAUAAUUGUGCACUGUUGGAUUGAUUAAUAACCAUCAACACUAGGGAAAACUAGUACUGCUGCUGUCCUCAAGCACUG